UGAUAAUGAAUGAAAACAUUUCUUACAUUAAAGCGCGUGCACUUUUGAAAAAAUAUUCAGUUGCUUUCGUUGCAUUGACAGAAGUUGUUCCUUAAAAUUUAAUUUUUGUUCCUUAAUAUUGAAGUUUAGUGAUACAUAAAAAUGGCUGCAUUGACAACAAUCUCAUGGACCCCAACAGCAAAUGCCAAAGAUGCAGUUAAUCAUGCACUUUUCGCUGGAUACCAAUCUGAUGGCAAGAGUGUUUAUGUAGGAAAGGUUCAGGAUGAAGAAGGAAAUUUCAUUCCUGCUAAAAUUGUUCCUGAAGAGAAUAAAAUUUUCUUCGAGCAAGGUGGUGAGGAGAAGGACUCUGAAAGAAUGGAAUAUCUCUUUCACAACGAAGGUUACGAAUGGCUAAAGUCAUCAAACGGACGAGCUGUACCAGAUGCUGUUCUCUUAUCCAACAAUUAUAUUGGUCGUGCAGAAAUCGAUGGAACAACUGUCGUAGGAAGAGUUGAUCUUGAAUCCAAGCAAUUGAUUGCUUCUUACUACGGCAAAAUUUUAAAUUUAAGCGACUAUGACGUUUUGGUUUUUAAGCCACAAACAAAUAAGACUCGAUUCCAGCAAGCCGUAAAAGUAUCGAAGGAGAGAUAUGAAAACUUUUAUAACGACAUUCGUUCGGAUUCAUCGAUGUACAGCGAGAGAAUUUAUCGCGAAAAUUCAUUUAAUCAACAGAAGUUUUUGGAAUUACAAAAUAGAAUUCAAUCAUUAGAACUUGAGCUUUCAAACUAUAAGAAUGAUCGUAAGAAUUAUGAAGCUAGAAUUGCUUAUGAACAAAAGAGAGUUCAAGAGAUGAGCGAAAAAGUCCAAGGAUUAAGAUUUGAAAAAUCGACAAUCAUCCAAGAACGUUCUUCAUUUGAGGAAAGACUUUCGUUUGAAAGCACUAAGAUCAAUGACCUUGAAUUAAAGCUUAGAGACUACAUCAACGAGAAUGAAUUGUUGUUGAAGAAAGUCUCAAACUUGGAAGAUACAUUGAGAUCCGAAAGAUAUCAAUUGGAGACAUACUCUGAAAAGUUUAGAAGUAUUCAGACAGGUGGAAAUGGAGGUUCAAGAAUGAAGACAUUCGAAGAAAAAGUCAAGAGCCAACAACAAAGAAUCUUCGAACUUGAGCUCUUGAUUGAGACCGUUAAUGCCGAUACUGAUUCAUUCAAGUCUCAAUUGACAUCAUACGAGAGCACAAUUGAUCACCAAAAGAUCCAAAUUGAAAGCAUCUUGAAGAAGAUGCAGAAUGCAAAUGCUGAUAACGAAUUUUUAGUCAAGAAGUUGUCAUUGCUCCAACAAACCUUAAGUAACUAUAAAUACGAAAUUGAAUCAAUGACAGGACAACUUCAAAAUGCUAAAGGAUUAAUUGCACAAUUGACUGCCGAACUUGCCAGAGCUAAUGGACAAUUAGCAAAGUUCCAAGCAGCACUAUCAAACUCAUAUAUCCUUAAUGGUGAAUUGAUGACCAAAGUAUCAGGACUCAGUUCACUCUCACAAUACCAAAGCAGCUUUGACUCCAAAUUUGACAUGUUGAGUGUUAACUUGAACUCAAUUGAAGCUAGUUCCAAGGCAUACACUUACAACACUCCAUCAUUGUUGGAAGCAACAGGAUCCGAGACAUACAUGAGAUAUAUUCGUGCUUCAUCAUCUGGAAGUGAAAGGGAAGUUAAUUCUGAUGUUGAAACUGGAUUCACUCCAUAUACUCCAGCAGACGAUAAGCCAGUUCCAAUCAAGCCUUUGUAAAUCUAUGCUCUACCAAAAUAUCCACCAAAAAAUUUAUAUUUUUCAAAACUUUUUGAUUUAUUAUCAAUUGUAUGGCUUUCAAAAUCAUAAAUCACAUGGUCAAUAAAAAUACAAUUAACUUUAAUA
Molecule: messenger RNA, 1887 nt
Organism: Chironomus riparius
Lineage: Eukaryota; Metazoa; Arthropoda; Insecta; Diptera; Chironomidae
Source: the annotation of a GenBank genome assembly